Messenger RNA from Larimichthys crocea (large yellow croaker), 1775 nucleotides. Its product is annotated as transcription factor E2F6. The record is from RefSeq and is a predicted model, not a curated record. Gene Ontology annotation, molecular function: protein dimerization activity; RNA polymerase II cis-regulatory region sequence-specific DNA binding; DNA-binding transcription factor activity, RNA polymerase II-specific. The coding region runs from base 180 to 1370 and encodes 396 amino acids. NCBI's taxonomy places the organism in Eukaryota, Metazoa, Chordata, Actinopteri, Sciaenidae. Gene Ontology annotation, cellular component: RNA polymerase II transcription regulator complex. Gene Ontology annotation, biological process: regulation of transcription by RNA polymerase II. The transcript is spliced from 9 exons.
UUUUCUUUCCAUUGUUGUACAUCCGGGUCACGAAGGACAUCUCCUUCCGGCGUGACAUAAACAAACGGCACGUUCCGUCUCUCUCGCGCUGGUUCCGAACAUUAACGGGGUCCAAACGGCGGUUCGGGGGUUCCGUUAAGCCCGGCCGCUUCGGUCCGGGCGGAGGAGCCGCCGUUACCAUGGUGAAGUGUGUCGUGUCCGGCUGUCCGAACCGGACGGCGAGCGUCAACCGGGCCGCCUACAGCCGAACACCGAAGAGGUUCUUCAGCUUCCCCAGCGACCCGGCUCGAGUCAAGGUGUGGCUGGCGGCUCUGAGGGAGACCGACAAGCAGGACUGGACAGAGCAGGAUCUCAUCUGUGAAGACCACUUCCUGCCGGAGGACGUCUCAGCCAGCGGGGUCAACAGCGAUGCCAUUCCCAUCAUGCCUCCUUUCUUGGAUGAGCCGCUGGGCCUGAUCAGUCCCUGGGGAGCUGAGUCCUCUGAUGAGGAGGAGGAGGAGGAGCAGUGGACCACUGGAGGCUGCGAGGAGCAAGAGGAGCAUGAAGGUGGAGAUGAUGCUCCUCCUGCACCGGAUCCAGCGCAGCAGGAUCCAGGUGGAGGUUUGGAAGAUCCUGGAGAGGCUGAGAAGACCAGAAGUCAUGAACUCCUCAGACGUCUUCUUGUUUCCAGUGCUGCUCAGCGACAGAGGAAACACUCCAUCCCCUCAGGUGUCAGCAGACAAGACCUGUCUCUGGGGAUGCUGACUCAGCGUUUUCUGGAGCUGCUGCUGACAGCGCCGGACGGGUCCGUGGACCUCAGGCAGGUCGCCGCGAGCCUGGAGAUCCGCAGACGGCGAGUGUAUGACAUCACCAACGUCCUGGACGGGAUCAACUUGAUCCAGAAAGAGUCGUGUAACAGGAUCAAGUGGAUAGGAAAGUGUCCGGUCUCCAGUUUUCUGUGGAAGAACCAGCAGAAGUUCCAGAGAGAGUUGGAGAACCUGAAGCUGGUGGAGGACACGCUGGACGGCCUCAUCAAAAGCUGCGCCCAGCAGCUCUUCGACAUGACCGACGACAUGGAAAACGCUGCGAUGGCCUACGUGACCCACGAGGACGUCAGCCGGCUCCAAGCCUUCCAGGAGCAGACGGUGAUCGUGGUCAAAGCUCCGGAGGAAACUAAACUGGAGAUUCCUGCACCGAGAGAGGACAUCAUCCAGAUCCACCUGAAGGCGGGCCGGGCUCCCAUCAUGGUGGUGGCCUGUGAGGUGGGCUCAGGAGACGGCGUGACCUCCGACCCCGGACAGAAAAGCAGCUUCUUUUCAUCACUGGACAAGAGUCGGAUCAGGACGACGGCGCUGCACACAGGAGCGUCUUCAGCUCCACACAGUGUGUGACCACCAGACGACCACCAGGAGGCGCCAACCACUCCUCAGUUCGGACACAAAUAUCGGGAACGCACCAAUCAGAGCGUCCGCAGGUACCAACAGGUCCUGCACACGUGACCAGAACAUUCUCCUGACACAUUUCGAUCAUGACUCCGCUUAUUUCUGCUCGGAUGAACGCAGAGAUCAUCAUUACGGACUAGUUAAAAGGUUUUUAAAACGUUUCUGGAACGUUUUCUUGUGUCGGUCUGCUGAGACGUGAAAUCAUGGAACGGAUGGACGAUGACCUUUGAUUGAUGACGAAGCACAGCCUCUGUAUCAUGUCAUCAUGACUGAACUGUCAAAUCUUUACUUUUUCUCUUUUUCUUUGUGUUUUGGAUAAAAAAUUUUGGGAUCAAUAAAAAUGACUUGACUGAC